AGCUAAAAUGGUGUUGAAAUUCUUUGUUUUUAUUUUGUUUGGGGGUGUGUUUCUUUUGCUACAAAGGAAACAUGUAAAUGCCAAAUCUCCACACAUUCUGUUUAUUGUUGCAGAUGAUCUGGGUUGGAAUGAUGUGGGAUUCCACAACCCUAACAUGAAAACCCCGAACAUAGACAGACUGGCGAGGGAGGGGCUUAUUCUGAACCAGACCUACCUACAGCCUCUGUGUAGUCCAUCUCGCCACGCCAUAAUGACCGGAUAUUACCCCUACCAUGCAGGUUUACAGCAUCUUGUGAUCCUUCCCUGGCAACCCGUCUGUUCACCUCUGAAAAUGAAGUUUUUACCUCAAAGACUGAAAGAACUUGGUUACGCUACUCACAUGGUCGGAAAAUGGCACCUGGGUUUCUGCAGUUGGAAUUGCACACCGACUUACCGAGGGUUCGAUUCCUUUUUUGGAUAUUAUAACGCACAGGAGGAUCAUUAUACACACGAGUGGUAUAAUUUUCUGGAUUAUAGGGACAAUGAGAAACCAGUGAGGAAUCUCAACGGAACGUACUCAGCGUUUACAUUUGCAUCGAGAGCUCAGAACAUCAUAAAGAACCACAACUCUAGUCAGCCUCUGUUCUUGUACAUGGCCUUCCAAAAUGUCCACGAUCCAAUUCAGGUUCCAAAGAAAUAUGAGGAUAUGUAUCCUAGUAUAAAGUCACAAGGAAGGCGACAGUUUUCAGGAAUGGUCUCUGCCUUGGAUGAAGCUGUGGGGAACAUCACAAACCAACUCCGGGAGUCGGGGCUGUACGAGGAUACUCUCAUUGUCUUCACUGCCGACAAUGGUGGCUGGCCCCAGUAUUUUGGAAAUAACUACCCUUUGAGAGGUGGGAAAUUCACGGUAUACGAAGGUGGUACUCGUGUUGUCUCUUUCGUUCAUGGUGCAGGGCUACAGAAAACAGGAGAGUCAUUUGAAAGUCUGAUGCAUGCAGUUGAUUGGUCCAGUACACUAGUGGAGGCCGCAGGUGGUAACCCAGUAUUAACUGGAGAUGGAGUGAGCCAGUGGUCUGCUAUUAGGAACAAUUCCCCGGGCCCACGAACUGAACUGAUUUACAACUUCGAUUCUGAUGUAGCCCCUGAAGAGGGCCAUGCAGCGAUAAGAAUGGGGGACUAUAAGUUAAUUGAUGGGUACCCAGGAUUAUACCCGGACUGGUAUAAACCGGACCAGCUAUACGCUUUCAAACCGGAACCGUCUGCUAAGGAGAUACAGGCGCACGCAGGAAGAUACCAGCUUUUUAAUUUGAAAGAUGACCCAACAGAACACAAUGACUUGUCCAAGUCAAAACCAGAUAUAGUAAAACAACUUAGUGAACGACUACAGAUACUGACCAAGAACGCUGUUCCUCCGAACUACCCCCUCAUCCCCGACCCCAAAAGUAAUCCGUCCAAAUUUGAUAACGUGUGGUCCCCCGGCUGGUGUUGAGGAGACGAAAAAGUGAGUUAUCUC
Molecule: messenger RNA, 1492 nt
Organism: Saccostrea echinata
Lineage: Eukaryota; Metazoa; Mollusca; Bivalvia; Ostreida; Ostreidae
Product: arylsulfatase B-like
Exons: 14
Coding region: 8-1468 (486 amino acids)
Source: RefSeq, a predicted model, not a curated record